AGACCUCUAUCUCAAAAUCACAUAUACGCACACAUAGCUGUUGCUGAAACUUCUUUGAAAUUGCAACUUUUGUCAUUUCCUAAAAUGCUAAAUAUAUAUUUAUGAGACCAUGAACGUCUUCAUUCCGGUUUGUGUUUUGGGACAUUUUUGCUCCCCUGGCUGUUGCCUUGGUGAUUAUACAGUACAUUGAACAGCACGAGUUAGUUUUUCACAUCUUUAAAAACAUACCAUAUUCCCCAUAUCUGUUUCUUCAAGUGCCUGUUGUCUGUACUUUGCUGUGUAUUGCAUAUAUGACCACUGUCCUGCAUGAUAGACAUCGUGUUCCUAAAAAUGAUGCAACAAUUCUGAGAUUGGUGUUGCAGUUUAGAUUACUCAGGAAGUGUGCUUAUAUGACAGAAAAAUGCAAAAUGAGUAGAAACAUGUUGCACUAAGUACCUUAUGGUGUUUGUAGCUGCAAUAUCCAGCAUUCCUGUGUCACUUUUAUUUUGGAAGUCCCUUCCUUUUUGCGUUACACCUUUGCAUUCUUGUCAGAUCUCUCCUCCUUCCUGGCCCCUUGUUGUACCACCCAUUCUGUUUGAUGCAUGCAUCUAUAACGGAUGCACCAAGUGAUCUUGACUGUCCCACAGGACAUGGGAAGAGAUAUGAAGUGGAUGAAGCACACAAGUGGCAAAAAUACUCACAGGAAGAUAACCAGAACCAGAACCACACUGCCACAGUUCCCAUAGCGAAUGGUCACUACUUGGCAUUGGUCCCGGGCAACAGGAGGCCCAUUGAUCCGACUCUUGCUGCCCAUUUCGCCAAGAUCGCUCCCCCUUCGCCUUUGACCAAUACUGCCGCUGAUGGUCGCACUGGUGGAGAACAGCUGAGGAGGCUGGAGCAACACCAAGAAAAGCUGAGAGAGAUGCAGCAACGUCAGGCACAGGAGAGGCAGAAGAGGCAGUGGCUGGAGGAAGAGCGACUGAGGCUGGAGCAACAGAAGCAGCUGGAGAAACAGCGCAGGGAGCUUCUCCAGCUGCAGCUGCAGCAACAACAGCAGGAGCACCGCCACCGCAGGCAGGUCCUGCAGUGGCAGCUGGAGUUGGAGCAGCAGUACCGCAUGCAGCAGAAACAGAUCCAGCAGCAGCAGCAGUUGAGGAGGAGCCCGACCGGAGUGAUGCUCUCCCCAUCCUCGGGGCUCUGCACCAUCUACGAAGCCAUGGAAACCAGUGACGAGGAGGACGAGGCCAGAGGAGAGCAGAACAGGAACGCACAUUUGGCAGGAAGGAGGGGGUUGUCCUCCCUGAGUGCCGCUCAGGAUUUUCAGCGGCAGCUGCGUCCGGUGCCCCCGCAGGAACUGGAAUGGAAUAAGAAGGUGGACAUGGUCCAACAGCUCAUCAACCAGACUUUGGUGCUGUCUGGUGAUGGAGACUGCCCUCAGCUCCUCCUCCUCCCUGUGGGGACAGGGGGCACCCUGAGCCCCCUGGAGAGCAGCAUGUGGCCCAGCUUGUUUCCCCAGUUCAGCCCUCCUACUGCUACAGUAACAUCUGUCAGCAGCUACUCCCCAGACAGCCAGGGCAGCUCCCCGAACAGUGACUGGACUGUGGUGGAGGUGGAGACCCAUCACUGAAGAAUCAACAGGCGGAGAAGCACAUCAGUAAAACGGUCCAAGGAACAGUUUCACAUACUUUGAAGUAUACCUUUUGACUUUUUGGCACAGAGUUAGAUGAGAAGAUUGAUGCCACUUUCAUGGCUAGACAGCUCAGUUUAGCCACAGACAUUAUAAGAGAGACACAUGAAUUUAAAUCUAUUGGCAAACUUCUGAAUCCAUAUAGCAGGACCUCAGCAGCUCACAAAUGGAUCGGUAGAAAACAAAGCAUAAAGAUGACAACUGACCAUAUUUUUUGAUGGGGCAUGCAUCUCUGGACUGUAAGAGUGAAAAUGUUUGAUGCAUGUGAAUACAUGUGAAUAUGCAGGUGGUCCCUGAUGGGAGGGGCUUGGAACUGGAAUGGGAGAGGUGCGGGCGGAGCGCUUAGCAUUUUCUAGACUUGUGCCUCUUGCAGACACACACAUGCAGCCACACACGAACGCUAAGAGUGUGAUAUUGAUCUUCUCGUCGAAUGCUGUGCCAAAAUAUGGUGCUCUUCAUGAGCAUGCGCCAUAAGACUGAACUCUUCUUACAUAUCUGAUCUAUAUAAUGUUUAUUUUAAUGUGGCACACGAUGCCAUUGUUAUUGAAGCCAUACAAGAAUUUUAAGGAUAAGACUAUUAAUAACUUCAUACCAUGUUUACUUUAAUCAUAAGACCAUAUGAACUUUGCUUUCAACAGGUUUCAUUAUUCGUAGUAGAAUAAGUUCACUGUGGAUGCCCUGUGUCAUUGAUCACUGUAACCCAGACAUGCAUACUGUCAUAUUGUAGCCUCACUUUAGAGCAUGUUUUCCUUACCAGAAGCACUAAAUAUCAGUCCUCAGCUGUCUUGCUCUGAAAUGCACUCUGCUUUAGCCACUCUGUUGUCACGUGAUGUGUGGGGCAGCGCUCUGCUUUAUUGUCUCUUUUGUACAUUUCUCAUCCACAUACUGAGACCAAAUACUGGUCACUCUCUCAAAUGAGGGACUGAGCUAUGACAAAUUGCACUUAUUUUCUACCUUUACUUAUUCACUGUUUGCCAAAGUAUUUAUACAGGUAAGUGGCAAUACUGUUAAUAGAUGAAUAUUUUUGUGGGCUUUUAUACCCCCAAAUCCACAUGGUGAAAUAUUCAGAUUUAUGCACUGCGCCCUCCUACAACCACCAGUCUCUGCUCUGUGUACUGUGUUACUGUGACCAUACUGGACAAGCAGGUUUUCAUGGACUUAAUAGAGCUGUCAGUCAUGAAGGACGAGGGGAGGUGUGAAAGAAGAAGAAGGCACUCCUUGUUCUGUUGUGAGGGAUGAAGGAAGGCUACAAGGGUGCAAGGCUGGUUGGGGGUGAAAGAGGGCAGGGGGUGGGCCAAGCUGUUGUCCUCCCUCACACAUUCCAAAGUUAUAACCUCAUUUCCUGGGUCGGCCAGUAUUCAGGGAGUCUCCGAGGUUACAGGUGACGUCAUGGUGGGGGGAGAAAAGGAGGAUGUGGAGAUGAGACAAUGCACCCACUCUGGAUAGGCACCGGACUGGGGGUGUGAGGGUGGAGGGCAGUAGUUCAAGUACCAACCCUUUAUUAAUAUAUUGUUUAUGUUAAAUAUAUUAAUAUAGUCUGUUAAGAGUUUCUAUAUAUUUCCCUUUGUUAUCAUAUUCUGUGAUUUGUGCAGUAUAUUAAAAAAACGUGUUUACUUGUAUCAGUCAGGUAGAGAGAACUCAGCAGGUUAUCUGAUAUCAGUAACUGUGAUUUUCCAGAAAAGGCACCUGUGUUUCUCUUUGUGUCUGCACAAGGUAGGUGAUGUCUGUCUGGGAUGAUAGAAAUGAAGAAACACUGCCACCUGUUGGCUGCAUGAGUAACACGCUGACCCAUUCUUCCUCAGACACAGCCUGAAAAUCUCUUGCAGUAAAUCAUUUAAUGUGAGUUUUAUAUCUAUUAUGUAACAGGCUUUACUUUUAGCUGCUGCUCCUAUAAGUAAAGUGCCCAUUUAUAUGAGUCUGAAGUAUCCCAAAUUAAUAUUUUAAAAGCAGAUUAUGUUUAAACACUCAUACAGAAUAUACUUUUCCAAUAAUAUUUGUACUAUGCAUGCGGUGUGUGACCACUGCUGUUGUAUGCUGCUGUCUCAUAUCGUUUAAAAAUAACCUACAUGCAAGCAAGCAUAACUAGUGAUAAUAAUGCAUGCAUUAUGAGAGUAGACCUAUAUGUGCACCUAUAUUGUUUGACUACAGUCUACAGUGCCUCUAGCCCCUUUACACAGAUAUUUUUGUGCACCUUUGCUAUCAAAUUUCAUAUAAUUCUGAUACAAAAUUGCUGUUUACACUCUGAGUAUUUUGAUAUUCGUUGUGCGAGUGAUCGUCGUCCUCUUCUUUUGUACUGGAGAAGCUUUCUGUGGUGUUGUGCCAGUGUUCAGAUCGUUUUUAAGUAUGAAAUGUGAAAAUCUGAUGCUUCCAAUAUGAA
Molecule: messenger RNA, 4043 nt
Organism: Archocentrus centrarchus (flier cichlid)
Lineage: Eukaryota; Metazoa; Chordata; Actinopteri; Cichliformes; Cichlidae
Product: zinc finger protein 853-like
Exons: 1
Coding region: 578-1606 (342 amino acids)
Source: RefSeq, a predicted model, not a curated record